This is a messenger RNA of Passer montanus (Eurasian tree sparrow), 373 nucleotides long. RefSeq names its product neuronal-glial cell adhesion molecule-like. Gene Ontology annotation, cellular component: axon; plasma membrane. The annotation marks the transcript as partial. The record is from RefSeq and is a predicted model, not a curated record. The transcript has 3 exons. NCBI's taxonomy places the organism in Eukaryota, Metazoa, Chordata, Aves, Passeriformes, Passeridae. Gene Ontology annotation, biological process: homophilic cell-cell adhesion; dendrite self-avoidance; axon guidance. Gene Ontology annotation, molecular function: cell-cell adhesion mediator activity.
AGCUGCCGGUGCAGAUCCUGACGCCGAACUCGUCGCUCUACGCCGUGGUGGAGAACCAGACAGCGUUCCUGCACUGCCGGGCCUUCGGGGCCCCCGCGCCCACCCUGCCGGACUCGGGGCGCCGCACGCUGCGGGACGGGGCGCUGAUCCUGUCCCGCCUGGAGCCCAACGACUCGGCGGUGGCGCAGUGCGAGGCCAGCAACAGCCACGGGCGGCUCCUGGCCAACGCCUUCGUCUACGUCGUGGAGCUGCCGGUGCAGAUCCUGACGCCGAACUCGUCGCUCUACGCCGUGGUGGAGAACCAGACAGCGUUCCUGCACUGCCGGGCCUUCGGGGCCCCCGCGCCCACCGUGGAGUGGUGAGAGCCCCCAGA